Molecule: messenger RNA, 786 nt
Organism: Vigna unguiculata (cowpea)
Lineage: Eukaryota; Viridiplantae; Streptophyta; Magnoliopsida; Fabales; Fabaceae
Product: B3 domain-containing transcription factor VRN1-like
Molecular function (GO): DNA binding
Source: RefSeq, a predicted model, not a curated record
AUGUCAAAUCCUGUUACCUUAAGUCUUCCAAAUGGCAGGAAGAACAAAGUUUAUUGGGUGAAUAAGGAUGGUGAUGUUUGGUUUUGCAAUGGUUGGAAAGAGUUUGCUGAAUACUCUAAGUUGGAUGUGUCACAUUUUUUAGUGUUUGGAUAUGAAGGAAAUUCUUUGUUUAACGUGAUUAUUUUUGGAAAAAGUGGUUUAGAAAUAGAAUACCCUUUAAGCAAUGAUGCUACUAAUGAAGAAGUGGAAGAAAUUGUUGAAGGUAGUGAAUUUUCUGCAAAAUUGAGUGAAGAGGGAAGUAAAAGGCCAAAAGAAGAAGUUGAAGAAAAAGAACAACAACAAUCCAACAAACAUUCUAGAAAGAGAGCAUGUUCUGAUUAUUCCAAGCACAUGAAUAAUGGCCAAAAAGGAGUUUCUCACUUGCCUUCUUCAUCCCGUAAAAGUCCUGUGACCACUCAAGCAAGGACACCAAAGCCCCAAGAUGAUCUCUUCAUCUGCGUCAAGUCAGGAUUUCCGACUAUACCAUUUGAAUAUGCGAAGAAGUAUGGUGAGGAAAGUGGAAGACGUGUGACUUUUCGUGUUGGGGAGAGAUCGUGGAAAGUAAAGUUUUUGUUAUAUGGUCAACAUUCCUUUGCUAGAUUCUCUAGUGGCUGGUUUGAUUUUGUUAGGGACUGUGACUUGAAACUGGGAGAUGUUUGUAUCCUUAGGAUGCUAGAUCAGGAAAAUCUUGUGUUCAAUGUUUCAUGUUUAAAACCAAAUAAUUCAUCUGGACCUAACAAAACAUAG